AGUUCAGCCAUUUUGUAAGAAAAUCCACCAGGUCGGCCGCCCUCCUCCCUCCGCCUCAGACCCGCGCUCUGUACUGUGCAAUGGACGGCCGCCUUAACGCUGAUCUGUACCCCCUGGGAUCCGGCUACGUCCCUGAGAUUGGUGUCCAUGACAUAUCAGUUGGCACAAAGAGGGGAUCUGAAGAACUCUUUUCUUCCUGCAUAGCAAACGGGCCCUAUAUCAUGAGCUCAGCCAAUGGCAACGACAGCAAAAAGUUCAAAGGUGACAUCCGGAGCCCGGGUGUGCCUUCCCGGGUCGUUCACCUGCGUAAGCUGCCCAACGACAUCAACGAGACCGAGGUGAUCGGGCUCGGCCUGCCCUUCGGCAAGGUCACCAACCUGCUGAUGCUGAAGGGGAAGAACCAGGCGUUCCUGGAGCUGAACAGCGAGGAGUGCGCCCAGACCAUGGUGAGCUACUACUCCUCCGUCACCCCCCUGAUCCGGAACCACCCGGUCUACGUCCAGUACUCCACCCACAAGGAGCUGAAGACCGACAACUCUCCUAACCAAGUGCGCGCCCAGGCAGCCCUGCAGGCCGUGAACGCCCUGGACGGGGAGGUGGUGGGCGACAUGGGGUGCCCCCUGUCCCAGAGUCCCGUGCUCAGAAUCAUCGUGGACAACCUGGUGUACCCCGUCACCCUGGAAGUGCUCUACCAGAUCUUCUCCAAGUUCGGGGUCGUGCUGAAGAUCAUCACCUUCACCAAGAACGGCCAGUUCCAGGCUCUGCUGCAGUACGCCGACGGCAUGGCCGCCCAGCACUCUAAACUGUCCCUGGACGGGCAGAACAUCUACAACGCCUGCUGCACGCUGAGGAUCAGCUUCUCCAAGCUCACCAGCCUCAACGUCAAGUACAACAACGACAAGAGCCGGGACUACACCCGGCCGGACCUGCCCACCGGAGACUCCCAGCCCCCCAUGGACCACCAGGCCAUGGCCGCCGCCUUCGGCAUGGGCACGCUGCACGCCGCUCCAGGACUCAUCUCCGCCUCUCCUUACGGCGGAGCCCACGGCUUCCCACACGGCUUCGCCAUCCAGCAAGGUCUGUCCAUGGCGGGCAUCCCAGGCGCCCUGGCGUCCAUGGGCGUCCACGGGCACGGAGGCAUGGCAGCUGCAGCGGCCGCUGCCAAUCGUCUCAGCCUAUCAGGGCUCACCGCCGCUGGGGGCCACAACGUCCUCCUGGUCAGCAACCUGAACCCAGAGAGCGUUACGCCACACUGCCUCUUUAUUCUUUUCGGCGUGUAUGGCGACGUGAUGAGGGUCAAGAUCCUGUUCAACAAGAAGGAGAACGCUCUGAUCCAGAUGUCUGACGGGACCCAGGCUCAGCUAGCCAUGAGUCACCUGAACGGCCAGCGGCUGCACGGGCGGGCCAUGCGCGUCACCCUGUCCAAGCACACCACGGUGCAGCUCCCCCGGGAAGGCCACGAGGACCAGGGCCUGACCAAGGACUACAGCACCUCCCCGCUGCACCGCUUCAAGAAGCCCGGCUCCAAGAACUACUCCAACAUCUUCCCCCCCUCCGCCACGCUCCACCUCUCCAACAUACCGCCCGCUGUGGUGGAGGAGGAUCUCAGAGGACUGUUCGCCAGCUCAGGAUCCACCGUCAAAGCCUUCAAGUUCUUCCAGAAGGACCGCAAGAUGGCUCUGAUCCAGAUGGGCUCAGUGGAGGAGGCCAUCGAGUCCCUCAUCGAGUUCCACAACCACGACCUGGGAGAGAACCACCACCUCCGGGUGUCCUUCUCCAAGUCCACCAUCUAGCACCCCCCUGUCCCCGACCUUCACCCAAGUGCCCUUACUUUAACCCCCACCGGGCCGCGUCUCUGUCCUGGUCUCCAGAUGGACCUCCGUCGGGACGGGGCGUUGGUCUCACGCUCAGUGGCUCGUUGUUUCAGGGCCUUGCUCGCGGCCCUUCAUCCCGCUCUAACUCUUGUGAUUGGUCAACCAGUCGAGUCUGAAGUGGGAGGGAGGCGGGCAACGGUCUGUGACAACGCGCCCGGGGGGGGGGGGGGGGGUUAAGUAGGGUUGGUUGAUAGACUGUCACUUUAGACCAAAACGCUUUAGAACGACACCAUCCACCACGUACGUCUGUGGACGAAGCAGAUCCACGCUAGACACACUUCAGCAUUCCUUGGCUAGACCCGUGAUCCUUAUAGUAGAUACUAUACACAUCUAUGUGUGCCUUUAUCGAUAUGCCACUUCUCACAACUAUUUGGCCAGUCUGAGGGAGUUUGGGACAGUGGGUUUUAUUUUUUGGUUCGCGGACCAUCCAACUUUUUAUUUAGUUUGAUCCAACAUCCAUUUUAUAUGAAAUUGUAGCUUCUUCGUGUUAAUAUCCCCCCACAGCUGUUUGGGGAACCAAGACCACUAUAUCACCUCGUAGAUACUUAACAGAGGAAGUGCAUCUCUUUCUCUAACCCGGUGCCUUACCUCGCUGUGGCCAGAACGCCUCCAGCAUCAGCAGGCUUCAAGUAGAAGUGUGAAGGCCACCCAGUGUUGGCCGUGCCUCUCAAAAUACUCCCACCGUUUCCUUGGUAGAGGAUGGCUGGCUGCAUCACAUCCUUGUUCUUUUGUUUACUGAAGAAUCAGAAAUACUUGGGUCAUUUGAAGAAAAAUACGCAUAUAUAUUCCCCCAAAUUAAAUGUAUUUAGAAACUUGUGAAUUUAAUUCAAAUAGAUGCAAAUCCUAUAUCUUUAAUUGCUGUAGUUUAUUGUUGGGGUGUGUGUGGGGGAGGAGUGGCUGUCCUUGGCCCUGGUUCUUUUAAAGUCUGUUUAUCUCUGGGCCGAGCACACCGAGGCCUUGGUCUACACGCCCCCACCAA
This is a messenger RNA of Gadus chalcogrammus (walleye pollock), 2853 nucleotides long. RefSeq names its product polypyrimidine tract binding protein 1a (gene ptbp1a). Gene Ontology annotation, cellular component: nucleus. The transcript has 16 exons. The record is from RefSeq and is a predicted model, not a curated record. Lineage: Eukaryota; Metazoa; Chordata; Actinopteri; Gadiformes; Gadidae. Gene Ontology annotation, molecular function: mRNA binding. The coding region runs from base 81 to 1793 and encodes 570 amino acids. Gene Ontology annotation, biological process: regulation of RNA splicing; regulation of cell differentiation; mRNA processing.